Molecule: messenger RNA, 6332 nt
Organism: Lymnaea stagnalis (great pond snail)
Lineage: Eukaryota; Metazoa; Mollusca; Gastropoda; Lymnaeidae
Source: the annotation of a GenBank genome assembly
UAUGGCCCCCAUUGUCUGUAGUUUGCCAACACAACGUGAGCUAAUUUAAGUAAGUACUGUUGAAAUUGUUUGUGAAUGGAUCUGGAUUAAACCCAGGAUACAGAGUUAUGAGCACUUUACCGGGCUCACUUUAUUAUCCAGAGGGAAAUGUUGACGGGGAUUCAAUUAAAAAAAAAAUAUCCCGUUCAGAUAUAGGGGACCGAAUUCCCCAAAUAAAUGCCAUAAUCUGGAUUACAUUUGGUACAAACAUAUUUGAGAUUACAAUAUUCACCACUGUCGGGGCCAGGCAAACGGAUGGUCCUUUACUAAAAAGGAGCUCUAUCUCUCGUGAAUUUUUUUCAACUGAUUUUAUUGGGACAACUUCUAAAUUUGAACUUUGCUCUUUACCCGAAGAAGUUGUAAAGGAAAGUUAUUUCAGUGCUAAUUUAAAAAGUCACCUUAUAGAACGAGUACCCCGCUGGGACCCCCUCCCUACCGGGGCCCCAGUUCACCGGGGCCCCCAGCCCACCGGAGCCUUUAUUUCAACUUUCAAGGUUAAUGUCUUGGUAUUUUGUUUAGAUUUUUUUACGAUUGAAAUUUUGAUGACAUUAAAAAGGCAUUUUUUACAAGUUAAAAUAUUUGAGAGGUAUAAAAUAAAUUAUGGAAUUUUCCAAGCAAGUUCUAUAUAUAUGAUGAAGAUGAUGACUAUUGAAUACUUUUAUACCGCCUGUGUACAUGCUAUUUAAGCAUGCCCACAGCACUCUGAUGUCCUAAAAUCUAUUGAAAGAAAAAAAAGUCUUUAAAUAUUUCUGCAAAUGAUUUUUUUUUUCAUUUUCAAUUUCCCUCAAAGAAUGAGUCAAUUUGUUCCAUAAUUUAGGCAUUAUAGCUUCAAACGAGCACACUCCGUACGACUACUUCCUGUGUCCAUCCACACUGGGAACUCUCUCCAAUCUUAGUUGAAGACGAACCUGACCCAUGGCGCAUAGAUGACAGAAACAUGCCUUGACCACGGAAUUGAUAAAGGGAUUCUCAACUUUUACUGAUGCGAUGCCAAGCUUCCGAAGAUUGGCGUCCGAACCAUACAUAAUUGACCCGGUCUUAUCUCAUUUAAUCUAAGUCUGUUCGAUGACGUGCAUUCUUUCACAACAAGACAGCCAACCUCGAUAGCCUGAACGGCAGCAUUACAGUCCAAAGUAUUAGGGUAAACCAAUUGUACAGUUCUAGUCAUCCGCAAAUAAUUUGCAGGAUAUAUGACUUUCAAUAAUUCUGCCGAGCUGGCUAGUGUACGUGGAGAACAGAAUAGGUCCUAAAACUGAGCCCAAAGGCACGCCGCAGGAAACGGAAGUGUCCAUGGAAGAUGCCUGCUUCACUGCAAUACGUUGAAUCAGAUAAGAAGAAAACCAGUCAAGUGCAGUUCCAGAGAUGCCUGCCUCAUUCAGAGGUCUUGACAGAAGUAGCUCAUGGUCAAUCACAUCAAAAGCAGCACUGAGAUCCAGCAGGACCAAUAGUGUCAGCUCGCCGCGGUCAGUACUAAAGAACAUCAUUCAUGACACGGAGUAGUGCUGUCUCACAGCUGUGUCCCGGUCGAUAUGCAGAUGGGAACUUAUCAAGUAGGUCAUAAGUAAUAAGAUGCUGCACAAGCUGCUGUGACACAACUCUCAAUAAUUUUAAAUUCAAAGGGCGAAUAUUCUUGCAGUCAUUUGGCUCCAGGCCACUUUUUUGUUUAAAGCAGAGACUUAACGACCGCCGCCUUGAAGAAGCGUGGUACUGUGAGCAGAGUAAAAGCAACUGACUAUAAACAGUGUUCACCAGUACAGGAAGCAUGAUUUCCAGACAGUCCAAAACAAUCUUGGUUGUGAUGGGGUCAACAAUAGAAGAUGCAGGUUUAGAUACCAUGAAUAUAUAUGUCUCAACUUUUCAUGGGAGACUAGAGAGAAUUCUACAAUGCAGACAAAUCACAAAGUGCCCCGAAUAUUUUCACGUAGAUAUAAAGAUUAUGAACGACUUAAUGUAAUUAAGAAUGAACAUUUUAUUAUAAUUUUAUGGAUUGCUAUACUUUCCUGGGAAUUUCCCCCGCAUUGGUAAAUAUAUCAUUUAGAAGUUUCUUGAAGUUUCUACUUUAUUCAAGAGCGUUCGAUUUAUUAAUAUGGGGCUUAAAAUUAUACAAAUAUCUUUUUCAUGUUCCUUAUGUUUCUUUAAGUCUCUAUGUUUGUCCUCAAAUUUUAUGAAAUUAUAUAUAUAUAAGGUAUUUUUGAAGUUUCUAGAAAGGUCCAGAUGGGUUUAGGAGGCUCUUCGAUGUAUUUUCUUUAAAGAUGGGCAAAUUAGAAUAAUUAGGUAAAUUGUUACAUCUUGGUGAACAAAACCUUCCCAUAAUUCCUUUAAAAUAUCGAUGGAUUUCAAACUAAUAAGCCAUCUUUUAAAAGUUGUAUUCCUCUUCAAAUCAUGGUUUUUAGCUGUGCCCAGAUUGAAUAUUAACUGAAAUUCAAUGUUUACAAGAGUUAUUUAUAAAUUUUGCUCUUUUUAAGGCUCAAUUUUAAAUAGGUACUUUAGGGAAGUUUUCUCCUGGGUACGCUUUAGACUUUGUUCCCGAAUACAAACCCGGCCAAGCCGGGGUAUAUUAGCUAGUUAACUAUAAAUGCUAAAUGCGGAUACAGUGUGCAAUAAUGUUCUUUUUAAUGUCAUGUGCAUGAGAAGUCUUGACAUUUUAUCUUUUUUAAUAAAAAAAAAUCUUUCCUGUUCUCAAGUGAGAAGUUUCUGUCUUCAAUAAAAUUUAGAAGGAAAGCCAAUUGUUUAGUCACACAUUCUAGUUAAUGUAGCUCGUUGCUGGGGGAAACUGGAAUAGUCUGAAGUGUCCUCAACGUGCUGACCACUUUCAGAAACCACAAGCUUCUGAUCUAUAAGCGAGCGUGACCAACGUCUCAGAACUUAGGAGAGUCCUGCACUCGCUACAGUCAUGGCGGAUGCCUUUUCUGAGCCACCUAUUCGAUUCCUAGGUGAGUGGGUUACCUGGGAUAAUAAAAAUUCACAUGUAUUUGGGAUACUCAAAUUCAUAGGUAAAAGGGUAACUCGAUCCCAGAUAAGAGGGUUACUCGACGAUAGAUUAGAGGGUUACUCGAUCCUAGAUAAGAAGGUUACUCGAUCCUAGAUAAGAGGGUUACUCGAUCCUAGAUAAGAGGGUUACUCAAUCCUAGAUAAGAGGGUUACUCGACCCUAGACAAGAGGGUUACUCGAUCCUAGAUAAGAGGGUUACUCGAUCCUAGACAAGAGGGUUACUCGAUUUAUAGAUUCUUCUCCGUAGCAUUUCUAGCAAGCAGCUUCUGUAAAUGAAAGUAAGUGCAAAGAAAAACUCUCAACCCACUGCUUCAAUAACAGGAGAAUGGUUCGCAAAUGGCAAAUUGAUGUCAAAAUGUUGAGGAAGCUCAUCACGGGGUUUUGCGUAUAAGAUUACCCCGGAGAUAGUUUUCAGCUCCAGCAUUAACUAACUUAAAUAAAAUUUAGUGUUUAUUCUUAAAAUCCUUUGUUAAGCUGAGCGCCUCUUACAUUAUUUCAUUGAAAUCGUCAUUUGCGCCUCUCCUAUGAACGCAACAGACGCUUUGAAUGGUGUUUUCUGAUUGGCACUGCUUGACUCAACCAUGGACAAACCGUGCUAUUUUUUAAGUCAACACAAGUUUCAAAUGAGCUGGGUCUCUCCUCUCUUCACAGCUUUCGGCAUCGCUUUCGGAGAGGCAGUGUACAAUGAGUUCCGUGACAUGCGCGACUACUUGGACAUCGUUGGUGGCUUGUUCAUACUGGCCCACAUGGCCAGCAAGAUCUUGAGUGCGGUAAGUAUGUCCACAAUGGCCCACAUCACCAGCAAGAUCUUGAGUGCGGUAAGUAUGUUCACACUGGCCCACAUCGUCAGCAAGAUAUUGAGUGCGGUAAGUAUGUUCACAAUGGCCCACAUCGUCAGCAAGAUAUUGAGUGCGGUAAGUAUGUCCACACUGACCCACAUCACCAGCAAGAUAUUGAGUGCGGUAAGUAUGUUCACACUGGCCCACAUCACCAGCAAGAUCUUGAGUGCAGUAAGUAUGUCCACACUGACCCACAUCACCAGCAAGAUCUUGAGUGCAGUAAGUAUGUUCACACUGACCCACAUCACCAGCAAGAUCUUGAGUGCGGUAAGUAUGUCCACACUGACCCACAUCACCAGCAAGAUCUUGAGUGCAGUAAGUAUGUUCACACUGACCCACAUCACCAGCAAGAUCUUGAGUGCAGUAAGUAUGUUCACACUGACCCACAUCACCAGCAAGAUCUUGAGUGCGGUAAGUAUGUCCACACUGACCCACAUCGCCAGCAAGAUCUUGAGUGCGGUAAGUAUGUUCACAAUGGCCCACAUCGCCAGCAAGAUCUUGAGUGCGGUAAGUAUGUUCACACUGGCCCACAUCGCCAGCAAGAUCUUAAGUGCGGCUCUCGUAAAUGUUAGGUCCAGAACUAUCUAGAAAACACUUAGCACAAAAAUCGCUUCAAAGCUGCUCCUCUCUCUGAGGACUCUGUUCAAAAUUACGACUUACACUCAAGAACUCGACAGUUUUUCAUACCGCACAAAUUAAAUCUUGCUCCAGACUCAUUUUAAGGAACAACGAAAAACAUCAAACAUGGAUUUUCAAGAUUGAAACAAAAUAUGUACGAUGAGUGAAAAAACCCACUAAUUUCCAUUUAUUUUGACCAAUAAAAGUAUCUUAUCUAAUAUCCAUCUCAUCUUAUCUUAUAGGGCAAUGGUCAAGCCAUGGCAAUGGGGGCCAUGGACGCUCUGAUAUUUCACCUGAUCGCCUCCCUGGCAGUCCCUGUCGUGGUGACUCGGUUCGUCCUCAGGUAAUCAACCGUAAGAUGACAUCAGAUCAGCUGGUUUUAUUUUUGUAUAUCUGUCCAUAAGAUCUGAGAUCAAUUGUGUAUAAACUCCUAGUACUUAAGUCUUAUUGAAAGCUAUUAGAUACAAUCUGUGCCACACCUUAAAUUAUUAAACAGUAAAAAUAAAUAAAAUAAAUACAAUUUAAUAAAAUUAUAUUUAAAACAUUGCAAUAAAUACAAUGCAAUAAAUACAAUGCAAUAAAUAUCAGAUGUUGGGGCGAAACAACUCCAGCUAUUUCUAACAUUUAGAAGUAACAUUAUACAGGGAAACCUAAAAAUAACGAACCUUGAAAUAACGCUGGCUUUUGCGCUAACUCUACCCGGUACGGGAUGAUUUAUUUAUACUAGUUGAGGGUUUGCGUUAUUUGAAGGUUUCACUGCAAAAGGCAGUGCUAUUUUAAGAGCUCAGUAUAAGAUUUAAUAUUUAAUCAUAUAAAAUCAGAUUUCUUUCUCCUUGAUAAUGUUAGAGUUAAACAUGGCAUAUUCUAUUGAUAGUUAAGUUAAAAAACACAUGUCUGAUGUGUGUUAAAUUAUUUGUUCAAUUUUAAAAAAAAUUGUUUGGUACUUAUUUGUGUGUGCACAUUUUUUCAGCUCUCAUAGGACGAAUGUGUAAAACAGUCAAAUGUGUUGAUCUAGGUUAUCAUUUGUGUGUUAGUAAACAAGGUAGUGAUACAUUCUACCCCCACACUCGCACACACAUAAUAUACGCGUACACACACGCACACAUAUCUACACACACAUACAUACACACGAGCACACACACAUACGCACACACACAUACACACUUCCACAAACACAUGUAUACAGACACACAUACACACACACACGCGCGCACACACAUACAAACACGUGUAAACACACACACAAAGACGCAGACAAAUAACCAACAACACAAUAUGACGUCAGCACUUGCUAUAUUUCUUAUUCUCUUCCAAAAACUCAGAAUGAGUGCGAAUUUCAUCCGGGAACUCCGCCUCGGGCGUGCGAUUGUCCGCUACGCCCCGAUGGUGUUGACCAUGUGCGUGGUGGUACUGAUGUCAGUCCCAGUGGACAAUAUCGUCAACAAGUUGUUGGACGAAACCGUCAGGAAAAUGUCCAAAUAAAAAGAACAUGUGCGCAUCUCAGCUGAAUAGCCAUCGGAAACAUUCUCUGGAUAGCCGUCAGGAACAUUUUUGUGGAUAGCCAUCAGAUAAAUUAUGUGGAUAGCCAUCGGAAAAUUCUAUGUAUAGGCGUCAGAAACAUUUUGUGGAUAGCCAUCAGAUAAAUUCUGUGGAUAGACAUCGGAAACAUUCUAUGGGGGAUUCAUCUCUUUCAAUUCAAAGAGCAAAUUCUGCAAGUGACCUAAGAAAAUCUACAGAACAUUUCUGAGAAACGUAUACAAAGCUUGAGUAUUUAUUUUGAAUGUUGAGAUGGUUUUUUCCCCUAGCUAACUCCUGAAUCAAGAUAUGUACUCACCAGUCGGUCGC